AUCGAAGCACAGCCAGGAGGGGGCGAAGCACCAAGGCACCGCUCAUUCCUCACACUAUCUACACCAGAUCAGAGCACAGACAGGAGGGGGCGAAGCACCGAGGCACCGCUCAUUCCUCACACUAAUCUACACCAGAUUGAAGCACAGCCAGGAGGGGGCGAAGCACCAAGGCACCGCUCAUUCCUCACACUAUCUACACCAGAUCGAAGCACAGCCAGGAGGAGGGGCGAAGAGCACCAAGGCACCGCUCAUUCCUCACACUAUCUACACCAGAUCGAAGCACAGCCAGGAGGGGGCGAAAGCACCAAGGCACCGCUCAUUCCUCACACUAUCUACACCAGAUCGACAGCACAGCCAGGAGGGGGCGAAGCACCAAGGCACCGCUCAUUCCUCACACUAUCUACACCAGAUCGAAGCACAGCCAGGAGGGGGCGAAGCACCAAGGCACCGCUCAUUCCUCACACCAUCUACACCAGAUCGAAGCACAGCCAGGAGGGGGCGAAGCACCAAGGCACCGCUCAUUCCUCACACUAUCUACACCAGAUCAGAGCAGACAGAGGAGGGGGGCGAAGCACCGAGGCACCACUCAUUCCUCACACUAUCUACACCAGAUCAGAGCACAGCCAGGAGGGGGCGAAGCACCGAGGCACCACUCAUUCCUCACACUAUCUACACCAGAUCAGAGCAGACAGGAGGGGUGAAGCACCGAGGCACCGCUCAUUCCUCACACUAUCUACACCAGAUCAGAGCACAGCCAGGAGGGGGCGAAGCACCGAGGCUCCGCUCAUUCCUCACACUAUCUAAACCAGAAUCAGAGCACAGCCAGGAGGGGGGCGAAGCACCCAGGCACCACUCAUUCCUCACACUAUCUACACCAGAUCAGAGCACAGCCAGGAGGGGUGAAGCACCGAGGCUCCGCUCAUUCCUCACACUAUCUACACCAGAUCAGAGCACAGCCAGGAGGGGGGCGAAGCACCCAGGCACCACUCAUUCCUCACACUAUCUACACCAGAUCAGAACACAGCCAGGAGGGGGCGAAGCACAGAGGCACUGCUCAUUCCUCACACUAUCUACACCAGAUCAGAGCACAGCCAGGAGGGGUGAAGCACCAAGGCACACGCUCAUUCCUCACACUAUCUACACCAGAUCAGAGCACAAACAGGAGGGGGCGAAGCACCGAGGCUCCGCUCAUUCCUCACACUAUCUACACCAGAUCAGAGCACAGCCAGGAGGGGUGAAGCACAGAAGGCACCGCUCAUUCCUCACACUAUCUACACCAGAUCAGAACACAGCCAGGAGGGGGCGAAGCACAGAGGCACCGCUCAUUCCUCACACUAUCUACACCAGAUCAGAACACAGCCAGGAGGGGGCGAAGCACAGAGGCAACCGCUCAUUCCUCACACACUAUCUACACCAGAUCAGAGCAGACAGGAGGGGGCGAAGCACCGAGGCAACCGCUCAUUCCUUACACUAUCUACACCAGAUCAGAGCAGACAGGAGGGGGCGAAGCACCGAGGCACCGCUCAUUCCUCACACUAUCUAA
Molecule: messenger RNA, 1543 nt
Organism: Hyla sarda
Lineage: Eukaryota; Metazoa; Chordata; Amphibia; Anura; Hylidae
Exons: 2
Source: RefSeq, a predicted model, not a curated record